Molecule: messenger RNA, 3582 nt
Organism: Rotaria sp. Silwood2
Lineage: Eukaryota; Metazoa; Rotifera; Eurotatoria; Philodinida; Philodinidae
Source: the annotation of a GenBank genome assembly
AUGGAGCAAGAUGCUACAAUCACUAGAAAAGCUCUUGGACGAGCUGCGUUUCUGGGUGAUUUAUAUGAUGCCAGAAAAGAAGAAUUUUGUGGACUUUCUUUACUUAAAAGUGAAUUACCAGCAACAAUAAUUUCAAACAUGGAUGUACCAAGCACUCGAUUGGAAUACGACUUUUCAGAUACAUUCGAAGAAAAAUUUAACAAAUUAGAUGUACAAGCGCAAUUGAAAAUCAAUGUGCUUGCUGGCUUAUUUAAAUUGGAAGGAUCUGGAAAAUACUUGGGCGAUGAAAAGAAAAGCUAUAAGUCAGUCAAGUGUACUCUGAUUUAUGAUAUAAGAACAAAAGAAGAAACUUUUACCAUUGGAAAUGAAAAGUUGGAAAAGCUAAUAUCUUAUGAUGCAAUAAAAAUGCCAGAUGCGACUCAUGUUGUGGUUGGAAUAAAAUGGGGUGCAAAUGUGUUUGCUUCAUUUGAAUUCGAGAAUAAAGAAAAUUAUCAGAAAAAGUAUAUUGAAGGAAUAUUACAAGCAAAUAUGGAAAAAAUAGCAUUAUCAAUAAAAGGGAGCGGCUCUGUCCAAUUUACUGAAGAUGAAAAUCAAUUGAAAACAAGUUUAUCAAUAAAGUUCUUUGGUGAUAUAAUUCCUCAAGACGAAGAACUACCACAAACAUUUGAAAAGACUCUUGAGCUAAUGAAAAAAGUUCCAUCCUAUCUGACAAAAUUCAAUAAUGGAAAAGGAAAACCUCUUGAAUAUACAUUAUAUCCAUUGAAAAAUGUUGAAAAAUUUUUCCAAUUAGAAACGAGAAUUAAGAGAACAUUAAUCGACUUAAAUCUUGAAACAAUAACACUUCUUGAAAAAGAGUUUGAUGAUUUGUUACAAGCUAAACAAAAGUUCAAUGAUUUUUACAAUGAAGUAAAUGAAAAUAGUGACUUUGUUGCCAGCGACAAUCUUGGUGAAAUUUAUAAAAAGAGUCAUCAAAUAAAAACAUGUGAAGCUGCAUUUCGAGAACAAAUUGCAACCAAAUUAGUAGAAGUAAGAUCUGGUACAAAAAAACCCAUAACAAUAGAAAAAAUAUUAACAAAAUUUCACGAAAAACCUGGUUUUAUUAUGGAUAUUUCAGCAUUUAUCGAAAAGUAUACAAAAUUAAUAACUACAAUCAAACAAAUUGCAGUAUUUAAAGAAAACAAAAUUAUUUAUUUGGGUAAAAGAGAUGCAUCAGAUGUUCUUCCGAUGCAAAAUAAUGGUGAUAUAUAUUUAUUUUACAUGAACGAAGAGCUAAAAAUAAGAAAUAAUCAACUUUACGAAGAUAGCUACCACUAUUUUUUAGACUUGGUUCGAGAUGUGGAGAAAAAACAGUCAAAAUUUGUUAUUAUUGAUUAUAAUAUACAUCCUGAAGUGAAAACAAAAAAAGAAAUAAAAAUCUGUUAUUAUAGAAACGGAAAGCUCGUGGCUGAUGAUUUGUAUAAAAGUAAAAAAGAAUCUUUAAGUUGGUGUAUUGCAAAAUCGCAAUUAACAUCAUCUACAUUACGCAAACCAGCUACAACUACAAAACUUUCCAUUCCUUGUGCUGGAAUAAAAUUAAACUAUCAUUGUCCUCGAGAGAAAAAGACUUGGACAUGUGAAAAAUGUCAAACGUCUAUUGAAUAUGGCUAUGAUAACACAUUUUAUUGCUCUUGUGGAGGAGCUGCCGCUGAAUCUUAUUCAUUUAAAUGUAGUAGUCCACUGCAUCCUGACGAAUUUCUCACAUUUACCAAAGAUGAUUUGGAACGCUAUUUACCAAAUAAAGAUGCAGAAAAUGAAGUGAAUAUUUUACUACUUGGUGAAACAGGCGUUGGAAAAUCGACAUUUAUCAAUGCAUUUAUUAAUUAUUUAACGUUUUCUUCACUUGAAGAAGCAGCAAAAGAAGAACUUAGGGCAGGAAUUUUUACAAAAUUUAUCAUUACAGAUGAUAAUUGUAUGGAACGUACAAUAAAAAUCGGUUAUGAUGAUAGUGAAUGUACUGUAGAAGGUCAAUCGUCGACACAAUAUGCAAAAGCACACGUUUUUCAUAUAGAUGAUUUAACUUUAAGAAUAAUUGAUACACCUGGAAUUGGUGAUACACGCGGAAUUGAAAUGGACAAACAGAACUUGCAAAAUACACUUUCAUACAUAUCCAAUUAUGGUCAUUUAAAUGGUAUAUGUAUUCUACUGAAACCUAACAAUUCAAGAUUAAAUUUGGAAUUUCGAUACUGCAUAAAAGAGCUAUUGACGAAUCUUCAUAAAAAGGCUACAGAUAACAUCGUUUUCUGUUUUACAAAUUGUCGUGGUACAUUUUAUAAACCGGGUGACACAUUACCAGCUUUGAGAACUCUGUUGAAGGAUUUAGAAGAACAAUCUGGCGUUUCGAUACCUCUACAAUCAAAUAUUUUUUGUUUCGAUAAUGAAUCAUUUCGCUUUCUUGCAGCAUUAAAACAAGGUGUACAAUUUAAUGAUGAUGAUAAAAGUGACUUUUCUAAAAGCUGGACUCGAUCGGUUAAAAUGACUGAAAAUAUGAUAAGUUAUAUUUUGAAAUGUCCAACUCAUAAAAUAAAGGAAACCAUUACCUUAAACGAAUCUCGUAGUUUAAUUAUGGAGCUAUGUAAACCGAUAGCAGAGAUAUCUCAAAAUAUUCAAUUAAAUAUCAAAUUGGCUCAGGAUCGAAAAAAAGAACUUGCAGCAAAUGAAUUAUCAAUUAAUGAAUUGGAAGAUAAAUUGUAUAUUCCUCAAGUGGAGCUAGUACCCGUAAGCUUAGAUUAUCCUCGUACUGUUUGUACACAGCCAAAAUGUACAAAAGUUGUUACAUCUAACGGCAUUGCAAAAGUGGAUUAUCUGACACAUUGCCAUCCUCAUUGCUAUUUACAAGGUGUACCGCCUAACACGAUUGAUCAUUCGGCUUUGCGAAAAUGCGAUGCAAUGGUUAAUGGAAUAUGCAAAAUUUGUGGUUGUUCAUGGACAACCCAUAUGCAUAUCACAUAUGAAAAUAAACAAGAAAUAAAAUAUGACAUUGAUGAUAAUGUUCAAAAAAUGAUUCGCGAAAAGACAAGCAAUUAUGAAUUGAUCGUUGCAUUAAAUAAUCAUUGCGAUCGUUUAAUCGAGGAAUUGCAAUAUGAACAAGGCGUUAUUACUAAAAUCGCUGCAAAAUUUGCAUAUUUUACGCGUAAAAAUGCAAUCGCUGUUUUUAAUGAUGACCUUGAAAAUUAUCUUGAACAUUUAAUUAAAGAAGAAGAAGGAAAACGUUCCGCUGGUUCUCAGAAUAGUUCAAUUAUUGAUGGGUUAAAAACCAUGAAAAAUAGUUACAAAGAACAGCAAAGAGUAUUUGAUCAAGCUAUUAGAAACAACAGAGAAUACGAAGAAGUUGAAUUAAGCCAAAUACCACAACUGGUUGGUCAAUUAUAUUCAUUAACACAUAAUGGCGAACAAUUAAAACAAAUUGUUGAAGAGUUAAAAUAUGGUAAAUGUCGGGCUAUUAAGUUUAAGGAAGAAAAACAUGAUAUUAUUCCUAAAAGGAGCAACAAGAAAGACAAUGUAAUCGUGGCAGGAAUAAAACAUAUUUGGAAAACCGUUUAUUAA